GCCACAUCGACGACGCACGUCGAAUUCACCGUGCAUUUUCUUAUUUUUGUACCUCAGUAUUGAAAACGAUCUUUUGUAUCUACGCGUAUUUUUACCAGUCUUUUCUAUAGGAUCUCUAUUACUGAUCGAAUUAUUUUGAUAUUAUUGUACCCCUGACGUAUUUUCCUAAAAUAUUUACUAAAUGACGAUUACAUUUAAGUAGACGUGGAAUAUUAGUAAAUAACAACUCUUCUUCCAAUCGAGUAAGAAUCCAGUGUAAUGAUUAAUUAAAAUCUAAAUUGUUGCUUUCAAAAACUAUUGAGGAUCAGCUGAACAAAAACAUUUGGACAAAACGCGCUGUAAGAUGGCACCGAGCAAGUUCGGUCUUUUCAAAUCCAAAAGCCGAGAGCAAUCGGAGCAGCCGUCGACAGAGAAUCUACUCAAAACAAGCCAAAGCACAGAAUUUGAUACGCCAGGUUCGCCCAUACCGUCGACGAGUAAAGGAAUCAUCGGCGAACAGACAGUAGUCAAUAUGUCCGUACUCAGCCUAGACAGUGACGACGAAAUAAGUUCGGUAAACAACUCGAGACGAGGGAGUCAAGAUAGCAAAGCGGAUUUACAGGUCUACCAACAGUUCCAAAACGUGUCAGACGUGACCUCCACAUGCACGUUAGACGAUGUAGACCUAAACUCUAUACAGGAGUUCGACGACACUGCCGUCGUCGACGACGACGCGUCGACGUCCUACGACGUAAACUCGAUACAAUACGAUGAGAGCUCCAUAGCGCCGAGCGAAGACAUAUCCAUCUACUGCGCCAUGCUAAAGAAACCGAAGAAGGGACGGUCGAAGGAACAGAAAUUAAAGGACUUUGAUAUGUGGACGGCGAGCAACUUUGAAGUGAUGCAGAACCUCCUGCAACGAAGCGGCACACUGGACGAGCAGAUCAAGUGGGAGGCGAUAGCCACGUCGCGGGGGCUCUGUACCCUGACUGACUGCUGCACCUGCCCCGACUGCACGAGGGCGAAGUACCUCUCCGGCGUCACGGACGGCGACGGAGGCCUGGGCACUGCGCCCCUCUUCAGCGCCAUCAACGUCGGCUGCCAGAUACAGUGAACUCCGAAACGGUCUUUUGGUGUUAACUUCUUUAAGUAGGUUCGGAGUCAUUUUGAGCAAUUCAAUGAAAGAAUUGAAAUCUUGUGAGACUAUGCUAAGGAUUUAAAAGUCGCAUAGUUUGCCUGUGGGAGGGCCUCUAUAUGCCAAGGAUAUACAAAUUCUAAGUAAAACCUAUAUUUUUAAUGGACUUUGGGUACUAUUAGAGAAAUUGAUGUAAAGGCAGAUGGCGGAUCUAUGAUUUUUGGUUUGCGUUAUAUAUGUUCAAUGAUAAUCGCUGGCUGGUCUUGGUAUAACCAGGUAUAGCCCGAUCCAUUUAAGUAGUUCAAUGUCUGCCUAUUAAUUAAAUUCUCUGAUAAUACAAACGAGAGCACUGGAGACUAAACGAGUAUGGGUCAGUUCUAAUUACAUACUGCCUUCCUAUUUUCUAUUUUCACAUGAAUUUUCUAUAGAUACUAGCGGAACCGUCCGCUUGCAGGUUAUUAGAUUAUGAACUACGUUUUUACAGUCGUAUUUCCGAGGAAUAAGAUUGAGUAGGGGUACCUCAGCGCUUUUCCUGACAUGAAAUGAUAAAA
Aricia agestis (brown argus) is the source of this 1665-nucleotide messenger RNA. RefSeq lists its product as uncharacterized. The record is from RefSeq and is a predicted model, not a curated record. The transcript is spliced from 6 exons. Bases 344 to 1093 code for a protein of 249 amino acids. NCBI's taxonomy places the organism in Eukaryota, Metazoa, Arthropoda, Insecta, Lepidoptera, Lycaenidae.